UAGAAUUCUGUUUAAUACUUGAAGAAUAAGAUUUAGUUUAGAAUCUAGUUUUUCUUUUUUUUUGUCCUUUGCUGCGCAGAAGAUAAAACAUUUUUAGCCAUUAUUCGAGAGGAAAUUUCUUUGUGUUGUUCAAACGAAUAUUAAGCUAAUACUAUGGCUUUGCUUGUAUUUAUUUUUGUUUGGUGCAUGGUCAUAGGAAUUUGGUCAUGCAUGACCGCAAACUAUCUGUUAUCUCACAGGAAUCAGCAGUGUUCAAAUGGAUCCAGCAGAAUACCAGCGUCAGGUAUUCUACCUGACACAUGCUGAGUUGGACUCCCAUUCGGUGCAAACGUCUAUGGCGGACGGUAAAACUAUUUGCUGCAGAAGCUAUGAAACAGGGCGGAGUCAUCACUUGUAUAUUUGGAAAGAGGGUGUACUAUCUUAUAACCGACCCUGAAGACGCUCUCACAGCCGCAAACGCAUGCCUUCAGAAACACUUCGCUUACGAUUAUGCCAAACCCUGGCUCGGAGAGGGAUUAAUAACAUCCUCAGGUGAGGUAUGGAAGCGUCAUCGAAAAUUGCUGACUCCUUCAUUCAGUCUGCCUGUAAUGUUAAGCUUUCUAGAGGUAUUCAACAGCCAGUCCCGAAAAUUGGUGGACAAAAUAAAAGUUGAAAUUGGAAAAGGACCCUUUGAUCAUAUCGAGUACCUGAGAAACAAUGCCUUGGAGACAUUUUGCUUAACUGCCUUUGGUAUAACUGGUUUCGAAGACAAGCAUUUCAUCCAGAAAUAUAUGAAAGCUGUUGAUGAGAUUCUGAGUAUCGUGACGCAGAGGUUCCAAAAGUUUUGGCUGCAAAGUGACCUGGUAUUUAUGUUGCUCGGUCAUAAGAGGCGUCAUGAUAAGUUUGUGAAAAUUGUCAAUGAUAUGUCUAAUAUGGUAAUACAAAGAAAGAAAACAUUGCGUAACAAUGGCGAAUCUUAUACCUCAGACACAAAAUACAAGCCCUUCUUGGAUCUUCUUCUGGAGUUAUCAGAAGAUAACGCGUUAACUGACAAGGAGAUCAGAGAAGAGGUGGAUACUGCUAUCGUCACCGGUUUCGACACGUCAUCGAGUUUGCUUAGUUACAUCAUGAUACUGUUGGGCACACAUCCUGAAGUUCAGGAUAGGAUAUAUCAAGAAAUCAAAGAAAUCUUCACGACGGAUCGAGACGUGGAGAAGGAAGAUCUUCAGAAGCUAGUUUACACAGAGGCAGUUAUCAAGGAGGGGCUGAGAAUCUUCACUACAGGACCUGUGACUUUGAGGAGUGUGGACAAAGACGUCAGACUUAAAAACUAUACGAUGCGGGCCGGGAGUGAGUGCGUGAUUCUUCUAUUUGGGGCCCACCGAGACCCCGUGUGGGGGAAGGAUGCUGACAAGUUUAGGCCAGAGAGAUGGCUGGACCCCAGUAUGCCAGCAAACCCUAGUGCUUUUGUUGGCUUCAGCUUGGGAAAACGAUCCUGCUUAGGUAAAACCUACGCCAUGAUAUCAAUGAAAGCAACGUUAGUACAUUUCCUGAGGAGAUACAAAGUGACAGCUGAUGACAGCAAUCUCAAACUAAGAUUUGACUUCUUACUAAAACCCGUAUCGGGUUAUGAAAUUACUUUAGAAGAACGAGUUUGAAAUUGAUUUAAUUGAAAACACUGGCUUUUAUUAAAGGAGCCACUCCGAGCGCCCAUAUAAAAAUUUGCCUUCCUCAAUAAGUCAGCUAUCUAACACUGAAAUAAUUUUUAAAUCGUUCGAGUAGGUAGUUCCUAAGAUUAGCGCUUUCGAGAAAAUACCAAACGCUUCAGUUGCGUAAAAUUAAGUUUAGACUAGUUUAGCUCUCUAAUUUAAUUAUGUUAAUUAUUUUAAUAAAAUAUGUAUUAGGUAUCGAAAUGUUAUGUAUGGUAGAAUGUCUGGCUUAUUUGUUUUUCUGUGAUUUAAAGAUGACCUUUGCGGUAAAAAUAUAAAUUUUGUUAUGACGCACGACAUUUACAUAGGGUUGCAUAAUUUAAAGUAUAACGAUAAUCGAACUAUUUUCAGUUGUCCAAUGACUGAUUUGACCAAUAGGCGGCAAGUAUACGGCUGUAUGGUUUGGUUAUCUUUAUAGUUAAAAGGGGCAACUCGCCCUUAACUGGUCGAAUCGAGUAAUGUAUGUUCGUGCAAAAAGAUGUUGCCAUUUUGCAGACUUUUAGAAAAAAUUGCACGCAUUUCUUUACAUACUUAUGUGAUACAAAUUGCUUGCGAACAUGCUAGAGCGAGUAAACCUAGAGCUAGAGUAGGUAAGUAACAUUCGGUGGGAUUUGACCUUUAUAUUGUUAGGACAUUUAAAGUUGGUAAAUUGGAAAGAAAGUACAAGGUAUCAAUAAAAAAUACCUAACUACACUUAAGUAAUUCGAAAACUUAAGUGAUAGGAUGUUUUAUGACAAUAUUUUCUUCGAUAACGAUUAGCUGUCAGAGGAAUUAAAUUAUUAAUUACCUAAAUUAAAUAGCUAUAAAAUGCAUACGACUGAUUUUAAUAGUAGAUAAAUAAAUUAUUUAAAUAUAAA
This is a messenger RNA of Helicoverpa zea (corn earworm), 2545 nucleotides long. RefSeq names its product cytochrome P450 4c3-like. The coding region runs from base 300 to 1637 and encodes 445 amino acids. NCBI's taxonomy places the organism in Eukaryota, Metazoa, Arthropoda, Insecta, Lepidoptera, Noctuidae. The transcript is spliced from 11 exons. Gene Ontology annotation, molecular function: iron ion binding; heme binding; monooxygenase activity. The record is from RefSeq and is a predicted model, not a curated record.